Myripristis murdjan (pinecone soldierfish) is the source of this 5887-nucleotide messenger RNA. RefSeq names its product PHD finger protein 8 (gene phf8). The record is from RefSeq and is a predicted model, not a curated record. The transcript is spliced from 22 exons. Lineage: Eukaryota; Metazoa; Chordata; Actinopteri; Holocentriformes; Holocentridae. Bases 560 to 3646 code for a protein of 1028 amino acids.
UAUUGUUCCUUGAACAGCAGUCAGCGACGAACAGCCGUCUGGCGCUGCUGCCUUUGAAAUGGCGUUGAUGCGUCUAAACACUUACUUAUUUGUGGUUAUUGCCCUCAUUUAGGUGCUUUUGGUUGUUUUUCCUCUCUAACGUCAACUUUUGGACGUGACUUACACUUCUGGACAUUGUAGUGUUGUUAAACAAAAAUGUGCUAGAGCUGUUUGUUUGUAAUUUACGCUGCAUUAUAAGGCCGCAGCUAGCCCCGAGCUGUCGUAGGGAUUUCAGCAGCUUAUGAGCGCUCGGCCCUGCAGCAGCCACAUUUCGGUUCCCCGGUGAAUGCUGUUUGCCAUGUGUGUCAGGAACAGGCAUCUGGCAGCCAAGUGAAUCACUGACAGAUCAGCUCAUCAGUGACGUUACCCUGUUUCUUUAUUUUGGCUCUUUACUAAAUUAGUUCAUUAGAUUGUUCCUCCCUUUGGAAUCUGAUUGGGACUGCUGCAAGUGAUUUGGUUUAUCAGACAGUGGGAAGCUUGGUUCCCAACAUAAACAUACACACACACACACACACACAGUAUGGCAUCAGUACCAGUGUACUGCUUAUGUCGCCUACCAUAUGAUGUCACCCGCUUUAUGAUCGAGUGUGACAUUUGUCAAGACUGGUUCCAUGGAAGUUGUGUUGGAGUGGAGGAGGAUAAAGCAGCAGAAAUUGAUCUGUAUCACUGCCCCAACUGUCAGGUCACCCAUGGGCCAUCUGUUAUGCGUAAGCGUCGUGGUGGGAAUAAGCAGACAGAUGGAGGUCCUGCUGGAGGAAGAGAUCCUAGUCGGCCCGUCAAAACGGGUAGCCCUCAGUUUGUCAGGGAGCUACGGAGCCGCACCUUCCCAAGUGCGGAUGAGGUGCUGUUGAAGCCUUCGGGGGCUCAGCUGACAGUGGAGUUUCUUGAGGAGCGUUCAUUCAGUGUUCCUGUCAUGGUAUUGAGGCGGGACGGACUAGGCAUGAACCUGCCCCCAUCAUCAUUCAGCGUCAGCGACGUAGAGCACUACAUUGGUGCAGACAAAGAAAUUGAUGUGAUUGAUGUAUCUCGCCAAUGUGACCUGAAGAUGCGAUUGGGAGACUUUGUGGAGUACUACAACAGCCCCAACAGAGACCGAGUUCUCAAUGUAAUUAGCCUGGAGUUCUCUGAGACCAGGCUCUCAAACCUGGUGGAAACUCCAAAGAUAGUGAGGAAACUGUCAUGGGUGGAGAACCUCUGGCCUGAGGAGUCUGUGUUUGAGCGGCCCAAUGUACAGAAGUACUGCCUGAUGGGGGUGAAGGAUAGCUACACAGAUUUCCACAUUGACUUUGGAGGAACGUCAGUAUGGUACCAUGUCCUGAGGGGUGAGAAAAUCUUCUACCUGAUUUCUCCCACGCCAGCCAACUUGGCCCUGUUUGAGCGCUGGAGCUCCUCAUCCAAUCAGAAUGAGAUGUUUUUUGGAGACCAAGUUGAUAUGUGUUACAAGUGCUCUGUCAAGCAAGGAAACACCCUGUUUAUCCCAACGGGGUGGAUUCAUGCUGUGCUCACCCCAGUGGACUGCCUGGCUUUUGGAGGAAACUUUCUACACAGUCUCAACAUUGACAUGCAGCUACGAGCGUAUGAAAUAGAAAAGAGGUUAAGUACAGCUGACCUCUUCAGAUUCCCCAACUUUGAGACUGUGUGCUGGUAUGUUGGAAAGCACCUACUCGACACAUUCAGAGGUUUGAGAGAAAACCGCAGGCAUCCCGCCACUUACUUGGUUCAUGGAGCGAAGGCUCUGAAUAAUGCCUUCCGCACCUGGACCCGCAAAGAGGCUUUAGCUGAGCACGAAGUGGAGAUUCCAGAAACCAUCAAGACUCAGCAGCUUGUGAAGGACCUGGCCAAGGAGAUCCGUCUGGUUGAGGACAUCUUCCAGCAAAACAUCGGCCGUACUGGACCUCAGUACCCUGGGUCCCCACUCUCCAAAGCUCCUCUGGCUGCUUCUCAGAAUUCAGGCCGUCCCCCUGGGAAAAAGAGAGGUCCCAAACCCAAGGAGGGGAUAGGGGGUGUUGGGCCCCCAGGAACCAAGAAGAAGGGUCAGAAGGGUCUACUAAAGGCAGAGGCUGGAGAACUUGAUCUCCUUGAGAUCCACACUAAACACACACUCAAGAAAUUCCAACCUGGGAAGUCCAAAAACAAGAACAAGUUAGAGCUGCCACUAGAGGAGUUUGAAGGGAAGCUUAAUAAAAGCAAGCUGAAGCUGGUGCUGACCAAUGGAAAAAUUCAAGGCAAGAAGGAGGGUCGUUCAGGCAGCAGUAAUGGAGCAGGAAGUGCAGGAAACUAUAAACAUCUAGCCAUGGAGGGAUCGAGUCUGUCUGACUUGGAGUCCGAGGAUGAGCUGCAGAUUGAUGAGACGCCCCCUCCACGACGCAAACCUGCAGGAUCUGGCAAGAAGAAGAAACUAAGUGGUCUUCCCAGGAAGCUCCCUAGAGCAAAGCCCUGCUCUGACCCCAAUCGAGUCAGGGAGCCAGGAGAGGUGGACUUUGACAUUGAGGAGGAUUACACCACAGAUGAGGAGGCAUUGGCUGCUCAUGGAGUGAAGGGUGGUGCUGGUGGUAUUCUGGACCUGCUGAAGGCCAGCAAGCAAGUGGCAGGCUUGGACUCUGCAGCACUCAGUGAGGAAGCUCCAGCCUCUCCAAGUACUCGUGAUGCCAUCCAAGGCAUGCUCUCCAUGGCUAAUCCACCUUCCUCAUCCUCGUCCUCCUCCUCCUCAUCUCCACUGUCUAUCUCUGGAGGACUGACUGAGGGGCUGGGGGUGGUCAAGGAGAAGGGAGGGAGGGCUGUGUGGGUGACUGGAGGGGUCAAAAAGACAGGAAGUCCAGAGAAGAAGCCUGCCAUCCAGCAGCGGCCUGGGAAACGGCCAAUUAAACGGCCGGCCCGUCACCUUAGUGACGAGGAGAGUCCAGAUGAGCAAGAGACUCUGGGCACUUGUUUUAAAGAUUCAGAUUAUGUUUACCCGUCCUUGGAGUCUGAUGAGGAGGACCAUGCCAGCAAGGCCAAGAUGAAGCGUAAGAAAAACUGGGAUGAUACACCUUGGAGCCCCAAAGCUCGGGUGAUGCCCACUCUUCCAAAACAAGAGCGGCCGGCCAGAGAAGGGGCUAGAGUAGCAUCAGUGGAAACAGGCCUUGCAGCAGCAGCUGCCAAGUUGGCACAACAAGAGCAGCAGAAGCCUGCUAAAAGGAAGUAUACCAAAAAGCAGCGUCCCCCUGCUCCUGUAGCCCCUCCUCCCCCUGUUCAGACUGAGCCAGCCCCAGCCUCCCCACCACCUGCCCCGGAGUCUGCAGACUUCAGUCCAGACAGGAGGAUGGAGUACUACUCUGCCAGUCUGUUAGACCAUGAAUACACAGCAGGACCAGGACCCUUUGGACCAGGGGGCCCCAGAGGCAGUGGAGCCAUGGCCCCAGGUGUAUUCCUCACUUCAAGGCGACCUUCCCUCUCUCCUCAGAACAGCAGUACUUACUCCCCCUCUGGUGCGUCUCCUGCAGGGUUAGCCAGCCAGGGCACCCCAGGAGCUGGUCAAGGGAAACGUCCAAAGAAAGGACUGGCAACUGCAAAACAGAGACUUGGAAAAAUUCUGAAAAUUCACCGCAACGGCAAACUUCUCUUGUGAGAGAUGAUGGAAAUGUGGCUGAAGAUUUUAAAAGGCUUUUAUCAUAGAAGGUGUGAAAGAAGUGGCUGCUUCAAGAGAUUGUGACUUAUAUUUUGUACUCUAGCUAAAGCUCUUUAGUAUUGUUUAUGACAUCUUCCCAGAUCUUGUCCAAUAUCACUUCCCCUGUUCAGCUACUUGGACAUUGUGCUUCCACUUACUCAUGUCUGCAUAUACCUGUUUUCAGAAGCACAUUACCUAGGUUAUCUACAGCAGAAGAAACUGGUUUGCUAAAACUAACAUGGUAAGGCACCCUUAAUGCAUAAUUGUAUUCACAUGGCAUUGGCAAAAAGAAAUGCUUAAACAGAUUUCAAAAUGACAGGAGUGGGCAUCACAUUUAACUGGUAAGGCUGGCUCAAAUGACAGUGAUGAGCUCUAAAAUCUCCUAUUAUUUAGUUUAUUUUUGGUGUCUAUGUAGAGUUUGUACUGUCCAUUAUCAGUUUGUAAAGGGAAAGAACAUGUUUUCUAGCCAGGUAUAAUGCAGUGUCUUUGUUUUGAUUGUACAGGGUUUCCUGUUGGUUGGAAAUGUAUUCCCCUGCGGUUGUAUUUAGUUGUCAUUUUACCUCAGUCAAUAGAUUCUUGAGGGGAAUUAUCAGUUCAAAGCAACACCAGUCUCUGCAUAGAUGAAAGAGUUUAGCAAAAAAUCAUGUGCAGAUGCGCCCGGUAUGCAACAUUUAUCAAUUCAUUUUGAAGAAUUUUUUGCUUGUGUCACUCACAAUAACCUUCACAUAGUGUAACACCUAAAUAGGAAGUGCUAAAACAAUGCCAAAAGAUUGACAUCAUACUAUUUUAUUUAUUCAGAUCAUAUUUAUUUAACAUGGCGACAUCUUGCCAUCUCAUUUAUUUGCUUUCAGUGUUAGUAUGUUUUUACCACCUCACAUUUUGGAAACUCAGCUUGUCACCCCUCCCCAUCUAAUUUAGAUUGUCAGCCACGUAAGACUUGUAUAAAAAAUUUUAUCUUCAUUGCUUUGUUAGAAUUUUUUUACAUUUUUACGUUUCAUUUAAGCCAUUGUAAAUAUUUGUAAUUUAUAUAGCUACCUGGGAAAGGCAGUAAAAUGUUCUGAGAUGAAGAGACUAGCCUCUUACAGUUUACUAUAAUUUGAGCCCCAAGUCUUGGCAGCAAGAGCUUCCUUGGGCCAGAUCUAGAGAAGUGCUUUCUUUCUAAAGAAUGUUGUAGCAACAAAACACGGGCAGAAGUCUAGAAUUAACUAUGAUAAACAUUGAAGGUGGAGAAUAUGGACUUAUAUGUAAAUAUAUGUUGUAAUUUAAUUUCUUUUAUAGUUCAAAAAACUUUGUUUGAAAUCUUUCUUAACAUAACUUGUACAUGAUGCAUUGCUGUAUUUGGAAAAUAUAUGAAAUAGUUAAUGUUUUUUAUAUUUGUACGCAGUAAUUUUGUCAUGCUUAGUUUGUCAUGUUGUAUUGUCAGUGUAACAAUGGAGGUGUUGUGCUGGAAAAAAACUGCCCAUGUUUGAUUUCAUCCAUUUAGUUAUAUAUUAAGUAUUGUUGAUAUUCACUCUUGUGUCAGUGUACUGUGUUAAAAAUGUGUUUAAAUGCGACCUGGAACAGAUAAAAUAUACCUUUGGGCAAAGUUUCUUUUUUUCAAAUGAAUUCAUUUGAAUGACCCAUACCAAAUCAUCUGAAAUGUGAUCUUGGGGGCAGUGUUGUAUAAAAAGAAUGGUUACUUUUUCUUUCUUUCUUUCUUUUCUUUUUUUUUUUUUUUUAAACUGAGCUUUAAUCCGUAGGAGCCCACAGUUUUCCAUGGAUUCACUAACUUUUCACAAAGUCUGUUUGAACGAAGCUGGCAUCAUACAGAUCUAACAAUAUUCCAUUGUAUUAAACACAUCUAUAGACUAUAAAUCAAUCUGACUUGUUCCCAUGAAAUCUUUUUGGUACUUUGUGGCAGAUACGAUGUAAGGAUCUUUCUUUUCUUUCUUUCUUUUUUUUUUUUUAAUGUUUCGAAUGAUUGGUGUGGACCACACAGUUAUCUCAGGGUUUCUCCCCUUUUUGUGCUAAUUAUUGUAGUAUUAAUUUCUUAUCUGAGCAUUACUUCCAUAGCUCGAGUUAUUUUAACUGUAACUUUUCCCAUUGAAAUCGGGAUCAAAAUGCUUUUUGUCAUAAAAUUGUCGGAUCUUUAUCCCCUAAUUUUCAGUAAAGUUGAAUACACUUUCAUAUUAAGCUGAAUUAAAGUAUAUUUUUCAAAGACUG